CCAAUAUGGAAGCUGUCCAUUUCAGGAGAGUUUGGAUCGGAUUUGAGGGUGAAACUCCUUCAGACGUUUGCUGCAUGUAUUUGUUUUUCAGAAUAUGACUGAGCAACAAGUUUGAAACCGUGAUGUGUGUUAUUUUGUGCGUUUAUAUUUCUCUGAGUAGUGAAACUGAAGGAAGUUGUUUUAAAGAACCACUUGCUGUUUUUACAAGCCUUCUUGACGUAGGUAAGGUGACUCUUGACUCGAGGCAAAAUGUUUCGUGAGAAUAUAAUUACAUGUAACCUUACUCAAAAUGAUAAGGGGUUGUUUAUUUGUCUGUUUCUUUGUUACUUGUUUCUAUUAGCAGUAGUUGUAGUUGAAUCAUGUUAUUAUUACAUUUGUAAUUGUGUUAUUGUGGUGUUCUCUAAUCCUUCAUUCAUCCUGAUUGGAAAUUAGUGAGUAAAAGUGCUUUCUUCCUUAAGCAAAAUAAGGCAAAUUUGACAGUUGAGCUGGGUUUCAGUUACAGAUCCUAUCAAUGACGUCUCUGUAUUUUAUUAUAGCGUUUUAUUCUCUCUCUGUGUGUGUGUGUGUGUGUGUGUGUGUAUGUGUGUGUGUAUGUGUGUGUGUGUGCAUGUGCAGAUAAUUUGCUUCACUUCUCUGUGAAGAGGAGUAUUUUCCUCUAGCUGAAAUUCUAAGGAUGCUCUUAUGCCUAAGCGACUAAUAACAACCUACGCCCUCUGGGCAAUGGGAGGCCCACUGGGUCUUCACCACCUGUACCUCAGGAGGGACAGCCAUGCUCUUCUCUGGAUGCUCACUCUGGGUGGUUUUGGGUUUGGCUGGCUCAGAGAGUUCUUCCGAAUCCCAGCUUACGUUAGCGAAGCCAACAAAGAGGCUGAGAGAGUCAGACGCCCGUCCGGCACGCCUCCACCAAUGGGCUUGGUUCGUUUUGCUGGCCAGAUUUGCGUUGGCAUUUACUUUGGGUCAAUUGCUUUGAUUAGUCUGAACUCUCUGAGAUUCUUCUACGUGCUUGUGCUGCCGUUGAGUGUUGGUGCGGGGGUCCACCUGGUGUCCUGCGUUGGUCAACAGUCUUCUGACUUGCAGAAGACCCUCACUGCUUGUAUCAUGACCUCAUCCAUAUUCUACGGCAGCACACUCUCACCUCUACCCAUCAGCAUAGCAGCUAGUGUCACUGCAGCACAACAUAGAAAGCUGAAACCUCCCCAACAUGCAGGAUCUCGACCAGAGCCACUGGGACCUCGCCUCUAUCGCCUUAGCCUAGCUCUGCUGGCUUUCUCAGCUCCUAUGGGAUAUUGUAUUUUUCACAACACCACAGCUACUUUAUACUACAUUUCAGACUGUGUGGCAGCGUUUCUCGAUAUGUUUUGGUUCAUUCCUUGGCUCAGACAGGUUGUGGAGUUCUUUCUACUGUUGCCAUACCAGAUCUUGUGUGCGCUGACUGGAGGGAGUUACUAUGAGGAGAGCUGGAAGAAGGUUCUGGAAAUACUUCUUAAUGAAUACAGCAAAAGAGAGAUUGAGGCAAUGAAGGUGCUGUCAGUGUCUGAGGGAGCCACCCUGGAGGAGAUCGCUCACAGCUACAGGGAGCUCGCUAAAUUAUGGCACCCAGAUCGCAACCCCAACAAGAAACAAGAAGCUGAAGAGAUGUUCAUUAAAAUCAAUGAGGCGUAUGAGACGCUGCUCCACAGACACAAGCCUCAAAGCAGGAAAUGAGUUCAGACUGCAUGUCUGUAGUAGUGUAGUCUGCCAUCCAGUGGUUAUAAAGUGUACUUUCUUUAAGUUAAUACAGUUUGGAGUAACUGCACUAAACUAAAACGUUUUUGCUCAUCACAUUUUGGGGAAAAAAGACCAUUGUAUAAUUACUUUGACUGUUGGUCACAGUGCAAAUUGUAUCCAUACGGAAUGAUUGAACUCAUUUUGGGCAGCACUGUGACGCAGCGCAUGUUCUUCCCAUGUCCAUGUGGGUUUCCUCCGGGUUCUUCGGUCUCCUCCCACCUUUGCAUCAAUCCAUCCAUCCAUUUUCCAUACCGCUUAUCCUGUAGGUGGUGUUGUGACUCUAAAUAUCUACCUUUAUUUUUACAUUAAAUCAUUUAGCAGACACACUUUAUCCAAGCUACCUUAAAGGAAUAGAUUCAGUGUCGCAAAAAUUAAGCAUUUUACCAACCAAUCAAAGACAAAUCCUUGAUAGCUAAAAAGUACACAAUUAAACAGAGUAAAUGAUCAGUCUAGCUUUAUAGAGGAAAUUUUGCUUCGUUUAUAUUUUUAUACUACUGCUUGCCUUUGCUGACCUGAGUCCAAAAAAGAAGAAGAAGAAUUUGUUACAUCAAGUUAAUUUUUUUUGUUGUUUCUGCUUCAGGUUAGAUGGAUAGUCUACUGAUCCAACUGUUUUUAUUAGAGCAGUUAAAAUCAGUUUUGCAGUUAAAUGGCAACACGUUACAUUAUGGAUUUGUUUGUUUUUUUAAAUAAAAUAUUAGUUUAUAUAUUCAAACAAUUAAUAUUUUGAGGAACAUAUCUAGUUAAGUGCAGGUUGCAUAAGACAUCAUAUGAAUAACUUAUACGCACACAAUAAUUAUGUACACACGUAGACUAUUAUAAUAUUUUGCAAAAAUUCCAAUAAACGUAUAAAAUAAUAUCAAA
Messenger RNA from Ictalurus furcatus (blue catfish), 2628 nucleotides. RefSeq names its product DnaJ (Hsp40) homolog, subfamily C, member 22 (gene dnajc22). The transcript is spliced from 3 exons. Gene Ontology annotation, biological process: endocytosis. The record is from RefSeq and is a predicted model, not a curated record. Gene Ontology annotation, cellular component: plasma membrane; early endosome. Bases 682 to 1704 code for a protein of 340 amino acids. Lineage: Eukaryota; Metazoa; Chordata; Actinopteri; Siluriformes; Ictaluridae.